Messenger RNA from Cicer arietinum (chickpea), 1689 nucleotides. RefSeq names its product putative pectinesterase 14. Gene Ontology annotation, molecular function: pectinesterase activity. Gene Ontology annotation, biological process: pectin catabolic process; cell wall modification. NCBI's taxonomy places the organism in Eukaryota, Viridiplantae, Streptophyta, Magnoliopsida, Fabales, Fabaceae. The record is from RefSeq and is a predicted model, not a curated record.
GCAUGCUUUUACUAUAGAAGCCCAUACCUUUCUUACCUCCUACUCCAAUCAUGCAUCACUACCAUACACACAUCCUUUUCACAUGCACAUAAUAAAAGCAUUUCCUCAUUACUACAUCACCCCCUCAACCCAAAAUCUAUUUCUUAGCCCAAAAUACUAACCAAUUCAUAAAACUCAAACAUGAAAUUCAACAGAACCCUCUUUUGGCUCUCUGGCUUUGUCAUAUUUCUCUUUUCCAUCAUUGUUGUUCAUUGCACCACGCCACCUUCCAACUCCUCUUGCACUUCCAUUAAUAAUUCUCAAGGUAGUUUCAAUUUUCAUUUUGGCAUAUUAACCAAGAUUAUAAAGCUCAGUGGGGUUCAAGAUUUUGUGUCUUUGCUAAUAACAAGUAUUGCGAGUAGGAGACAUCAUCAUAGGAAGUGGCAUAAGGAAAAAUGUGACAAGACAAAAUGGGCUUCCAAUAUAAUUUUAUAUUAUAAUGCGUCUCUUGUUUUCACGGUUGACUUAAAGGGUUUUGCUAACUUCAGCAGUGUGCAGAAAGCAGUUGACGCUGUUCCUGAAUCCAGCUCUGAUACCACUAUUAUCUUAAUUAAUUCUGGUACAUACAGAGAGAAGGUAGUGGUCGAAGCCAACAAAACAAACUUAGUACUACAAGGUCAAGGGUAUCUUAAUACAAUCAUAGAAUGGAAUGACACUGCAAAUUCUACUGGUGGGACUUCCUAUAGCUACUCGUUUGGCGUCUUUGCUUCUAAGUUUACUGCUUACAACAUUAGCUUUAAGAACAAUGCUCCGACAGCAUCACCAGGAGAGGUUGGGGCACAGGCAGUGGCAUUGCGAGUUAGCGGUGAUCAAACCGCAUUCUAUGGAUGUGGAUUCUAUGGUGCACAAGACACACUCAAUGAUGACGCUGGAAGACAUUAUUUUAAGGAUUGUUUCAUCCAAGGAUCCAUUGAUUUCAUAUUUGGAAAUGCAAGAUCACUUUAUGAGGAUUGUACCAUAAAGUCAAUAGCUAAACAAGAUACGGUUGGGGUUGAUGGGUCUAUCACAGCUCAAGGUAGACAAUCAUUGAAGGAACAAACAGGUUUUUCAUUUGUGAAUUGCAACAUUGUUGGAAGUGGAAAAGUUUGGCUUGGAAGAGCUUGGGGAACAUUUGCCACAGUUGUUUUCUCAACAACAAACAUGUCUGAUGUUGUAGCUGCUGAGGGAUGGAAUGAUUGGAGAGAUCCAUCUAGAGACCAGAGUGUCUUCUUCGGGGAGUACCAUUGUAUAGGACCUGGAGCAAAUUAUACAUCUAGAGUCUUUUAUGCUAGGCAACUUAAAGAUUAUGAAGCAAUAUCCUAUAUGAAUGUAUCAUACAUUGAUGGGAAUGAUUGGCUUCUUAACUACACUAUUUAGCUUGGUUGUACUAAGUUUGUUUAUUAUAGUUAACAUAUAUGAUUUAGAUGACCAAUGAGGGUUGAGUUUAACAUAAAAGAUUACACUCUCACAAUAUGGGGAAUCAUCGUUUGAAUUUCAGCUGGAAGAGGUACCUACUAUAAAUGUCAACAUUGCCUUGAACAUGAUUAUCUCCGGUGACAAGGAACCUAUGAAAAAAAAUUAUAUUUGAUUUUUCUAAUAAAUUUGUAUAAUAGUUUUGGCAACAUAUCUUUUGGGAUUUUGUAUAAUAAUUUGCUAUUUAGGCUCACUCAA